Molecule: messenger RNA, 3892 nt
Organism: Mya arenaria
Lineage: Eukaryota; Metazoa; Mollusca; Bivalvia; Myida; Myidae
Product: cytochrome P450 1A1-like
Exons: 1
Coding region: 123-1613 (496 amino acids)
Molecular function (GO): heme binding; oxidoreductase activity, acting on paired donors, with incorporation or reduction of molecular oxygen; monooxygenase activity
Source: RefSeq, a predicted model, not a curated record
GUGAUUUUGCGUGUGCUUUAAAUCAGUUAUGUUAAAAUACCUGUUAUAUACAAACGUAGUUUAAAGACGGGCAGGAGGGAUAUAUAUAUGCUGGUAUCUCUUGAAUAAGAAACCUGUAUAAAAUGUUUGAGAUUAUUUUCACUGCAUUUCUAUGUGGAUUAACUCUCUAUUUAUUAAGAGGAAUCUCUCUAGCAGCACGGAAGCGCUACCCUCCUGGUCCAUGGGGAUUUCCAGUCAUUGGUCACCUGCCUCUGUUUGGCCGUCUCCCCACAGAGACCUUUCUGCAAUGGAGACACUCAUAUGGAGACAUUUUCCGUAUCCGGAUGGGCGCCUGGCCGGCCGUGGUGGUGAACGGAUACAGCGCUGUGAAGGACGCAGCUGAUAAGCCCGGGGAUGUGUUUUCGGGCCGACCUGACUUUGUCACAAAUAAGGCACUGCGUGAGGCAUUCAAUGGAGACGAUCCUUUAGCAUUUGCGAACUUUUCUCCGAGGUAUCUUCAACACCGAAAAUUUACCGUAGCUGCUCUUGCUAUGUACAUGAAGAGAUGUGAUUUCGAAAGCCUUUUUAUUGAGGAGUCUGACAGAUUUGUGAGGAUAUUGGUCAAAGACAGCAAACUUUGUGAGCUCGACAUCGGGCUUUAUGCGUACAGAGCUAUAGCUCGAGUUCUGUAUCAGGUGUUAUAUGGGGUAGAAAAAAGUGCUGAGUUUGAAAAAAUAUUGAAUGAAAUUGUAGAGUCUACAUUGAAUUUCAACAAAUUUGUCGGUGCAGGGAAUCCGGUCGAUGUAAUACCGUGGCUGCGAUAUAUACUUCCAUAUAAAGUAAAAGAAUUUAUGAACGUUGCGCUAGAGUUGAAAUGGAUUACAAAGAGAAACAUUAAAAUGCACGUUCAGGAAUACGCUCAAAGAAACAGUGUAAAUGAUCUAACAGACGCGCUGGUAUUUUACGGCGAAAACCUCCCAGAGAAAAGUGAAAAUUCUACGUUGUUAACUAAGACUGCGCUACUGGAUACCUUGUUUAACCUCCAAGGUGCGGGGUUGGACACGACGGCUAAGACUGUUCAGUGGCUCAUGAUUUACAUGGUAGCAUUUCCUAAUGUCCAGCGGAAAGUACAGGACGAAAUAGACCAAGUUGUCGGAAGCGGUCGUCGUGUUUCGCUGAAAGACCGAGCAUACCUGCCCUACACAGAGGCCACGAUUCAUGAAGUUCUUAGAAAAAAUUCUAUAGUUCCGUUUGCGCUCCCUCAUUUUACUAUUGCAGAUACAAAACUGUGCGGUUUCGACAUUGAUAAAGGCACUGUUGUGUUUUUAAAUUUACAUUCGGUAUCUUUUGAAAAGGACUUCUGGGGAGACCCGGACGUAUUUCGCCCUGAGCGAUUUCUGACUAAACAGAACACCCUCGAUAGCUCCAAAUGCCAUCACGUUUUAUCGUUCGGGUCAGGACGGCGCAGGUGCAUCGGUGAAUCGCUGGUGAGACAGGAGAUUUUCCUAGUGUUUGCGACACUAAUGCAGAGGUGCAGGCUUAGCGUUACUGAUCCAGGUGACGUCGAUUUGAGCUCGGUCCCCUCACUCGUAUAUGGACCUACCACGUGCAAAAUGCGCGUACUCGAGCGUUAAAUGUGGUGUUUGGCAUUGUUGUGGUGUUUGGCAAUGAUGUGGUGUUUGGCAAUGAUGUGGUGUUUGGCAAUGAUGUGGUGUUUGGCAAUGUUGUGCCUAUCCAUGUUGUGUUGUGUUUGACAUACCUGCGGUGUUUAACAUUGCUGUGGCGUUUAACAUUUGACUUGGUUUUUGACAUUACUGCAGUGUUUAACAUGAUGUGGUGUUUGACAUGAUGUGAUGUUUGACUAUUCCUUAGUGUUUGACAUUAUUGUAGUGUUUGACAAUACUGUAAUGUUUAACAUUGCUGUGGUGUUUGACAUAGCCUUGGUGUGUGACAUUACUUGAGUUUUUCAGCUUGAUGUGAUGUUUGAUAUUGAUGUGGUAUUUGCCAGUGAUGUGGUGUUUGCCAUUGAUGUGGUGUUUGACAUUACUGUUAUGUUUGACAUUGCUGGGAUGUAUGAUAAUGCUCUUGCGUUUUAAAUUCCUCUGGUGUUUGACAUUCCUGUGGUGUUUUACAUUGCCUUGUUGUUUGACAUAACUGUGGUCUUUAACAUUGCUGCGCCACGCGAGCGUUAACUGCUGUGCUCGACAUUGCUGUGUCUCUCCAUUGACUUCUCCCCUACUCUAUAAGCCAUUGUAUUCGUAUUAAAGUGAAUAUUAGUAAAGAUUUGUAUUUUGCUUUUAUAUAAAAGCUGCACUCUUCACAGAUUUACCAUUUUUCAACUUUUUAUUUUAUUUUUUGUCUUGGAAAGGGUAAAUAUUGAUAUGCACCAGCAUAUGAACGGUUGUGUUAGAAAAAUAUGCACUUACCUUAAUUCUUUGUAUAAUAUGUAUUGUUGUUGUUAUCGGUCAAUGGCAAAUCACACAAGAAACGCCCGCCAUUCCAGGCGCGCCAGCCUUGUUUGAAUUUUGCCACCGCCGAGUGAGCAAUCAUUCCACAGGGAUGAAAGUUAUUACAAAUGCUACACAAAGCUAUCUACAUUUAUUUUAUUCAGAUUUCAUUGCUCACACACCUGAUAAACUUGGGUAAAAACACAGAAAAUCAGACGUGAAUAUCCUCGUGUUCAUAUAGAGAAGAUUGUUUAUUUACUUUUUCAAAGUUCAUGAUCUAUGACGACGCAAUCUUGGAUUGGCUGUCAGCCAAUAUUUUUGGGUCAUUUGACCCAAAUAUAUCACAGUGAUUUGAAGGGAAUGUGCUGAAUUUUGACCUUUACAAAAUUUAGUGACAUUAUACCUAAAAUAACCUAAAAUAUUUUAUUUUUUUCUUCAGAUUCAUCAAAGGGGUCACUCAUACCAACUAUCUAGCAUAAAUAACUAUGAAUUACGGCACUUUUACAAAGUCAGAAAAUCUCGAUUUGUCUAAAUAGAAAAACAAAUCGAGAUUUUCUGACUUUGUAAAAGUGUAGGAAUGUCAAAAAAUAAAAAGUUGUCAAAACGUUCAAUCUGUUAGAGUGCAGCUUUAACGAAAAACAUUGACUCGAGAAAAUUAAGAAUUGUUUUACAACUAUCGUUAUGCUUGAUAACUAUAGUUAUACAAAUAUCAACAUGCUCGAUACACGAUAAUAAUACAUCUAUCGGCAUGCCUGAUACACUCAAGUUAUACAACUAUCGGCAUGCUCGAUUCACGAUAGUAAAACAUCAGUCGACAUGCUUGAUACGCUAUAGUGAUACAACUAGAUACACCAUUGUCAUACGACUAUCAGCAUGCUAGAAACACCAUUGGCAUUCGACUAUUAGCAUGCUAGAAACACCAUUGUCAUACGACUAUCGUUAUGCUUGAUUCACUAUAUAGCAAUACAACUAUCGGCAUGCUAGAUACACUAAAGUAAUACAACUAUCGGCAUGCUUGAUACACUAAAGUAAUACAACUAUCGGCAUGCUAGAUACACUGUAGUUAUACAACUAUCGGCAUGCUAGAUACACUGUAGUUAUACAACUGUCGGCAUGCUAGAUACACUGUAGUUAAACAACUAUCGGCAUGCUAGAUACACUGUAGUUAUACAACUAUCGAUUUGUAGAUACACUAUUGUUAUAAAACUAUCGCCAUGAUUGAUACACUAUAGUUAUACAUUGAUCAGCAUGCUAGAUACUCUAUAGUUAUGUAAUGUUCAUGGAAUCAUGUAGUCCGGAGCCCGGAAAAUAAACAUUUCUGUUUUAGUAAAUUUAUAGAGUAUUUGAUUUUCAUUUUAUCGCUUCUUUUACUUUAUGAUGAUUUCGUGUAUUUAAUACUUUUGUUAUGGUUUAAGUUCUAAAUGUCUAAACUUAGCUAGUAAAUCACAAAUAAAUACAAAAGCGGU